Molecule: messenger RNA, 1124 nt
Organism: Zingiber officinale
Lineage: Eukaryota; Viridiplantae; Streptophyta; Magnoliopsida; Zingiberales; Zingiberaceae
Product: mediator of RNA polymerase II transcription subunit 33B-like
Exons: 1
Coding region: 105-842 (245 amino acids)
Biological process (GO): regulation of phenylpropanoid metabolic process
Cellular component (GO): mediator complex
Source: RefSeq, a predicted model, not a curated record
CACAGCUGAUCAGAAGCUGCUUCACAUCAUUUCUGGGUCCAUCAGUUUCUGGAGAUUCUCACAUUAUAGCCAAUCGAGGAGUUAAUGGACUCUUAGGACAGUUCAUGUCUGAUGAAGGUGCUAGGCUACCGGUUCCUCCUGGUUUUCUAUACCUUCGGACAUUUCGGAACUUUCAUGAUACCCAUUUUGUUAAUGAGGUGAUUUUCAAGCUGGUUAUUGAGUGGGCACACAAACUAGCAAACGAAUGGGCCUCUGGCGGGCCUGCUUGUCUGAAAUCAGGUCGCACAUCACUGGCUGCUGCUGCCUCAGGAGUACAAGAAGUGGCAACUCUAGGGGCUAGCCUGUUGUGCAUUGCAGGUGGGGUGCAGAUGGUUCAGAUAUUGUACGAAGAGACAUUGCCAACCCUGCUUCUAUCAACUAGUGAGGAAAAAUUAGGUGGUGCCGGACCAGUAUCUAACAUUCUACAAGGGUAUGCUAUGGCCUAUAUGCUAAUCUUAUGUGGAUCCUUUGUUUGGGGAAAUGGGAACACGUCCCCAGCAUACACAUCAGUGUUCUCUUCAAGGCGAACCAGGGUGAUCGGUAUCCACAUGGAUUUUAUUGCUGGAGCAGUGGGAGGCAACAUAAUUCUUGGCUGUGAUCCAGCUACAUGGAAAGCAUACGUAUCUUGCUUUGUCGGCUUGCUGGUGAAGUUUGCACCGGCAUGGGUGGGAGGAGUGAAGCAGGAGACCCUGCAGAAGUUAGCCAGUGGCUUGAGGGGGUGGCAUGAGUGUGACUUGGCUAUAUCAUUGCUAGAGAGAGGUGGCCCUUCAUCCAUGGCGGCGGUGGUGGAAUGGAUGACGUAAAGUUCGAGUAGUUUUUGUAUAUUUUGUUAACAGAUUGCCGGUGGUUGAAAACAUCAUGUUUGGAUAUCGUCUGCCAUUCACUAGUAAGGCAUUUGGAAUUGGGUUCCUGUAGCUGGCAAAAGCGGCCACGGUGCCAGUGAUCUGUGACAAUGUUUUAACUUUUCUGAUGGUGGUGUUGGGCUCGCAAGGAUAUGAAGGUCUCAUAUUCUUAAAGGUGUACAUGGUUAUAGAAAUUCUGGAUAUAUACAUGAAUACAACAAUAAUCAAGUUUUAUUUCACUAA